Aspergillus nomiae NRRL 13137 is the source of this 771-nucleotide messenger RNA. RefSeq lists its product as uncharacterized. The record is from RefSeq and is a predicted model, not a curated record. Bases 1 to 771 code for a protein of 256 amino acids. The transcript is spliced from 3 exons. Lineage: Eukaryota; Fungi; Ascomycota; Eurotiomycetes; Eurotiales; Aspergillaceae.
AUGUCAACAAUAACGCCCAGCCCCACCCUCGACCCCGACUGGACACCAUCAGUAUACGGCUGUAACAGGAAAGGUGACUUCUGGAUCUGGGAUUACCACGCACAAAACGAUCAACGCACGGUACUAGGAGGCCCAUCUCAGACCACCAACUGCCUCCCAUCGACCUGGGAUCCCUCGCGUGCGUACGCCGGAACACAAUGCCCGACGGGCUACACGUCUGCUUGUCUGUCGACUGGGUCGUCGGCUACACCAACAACGACAGUUUGCUGCCCCACAGUCUAUUCGUUUAGUUGCGUUGAUAACGCGAGCAAGAAUCCCCACGGUCCCUGGUUUCCUUGUAUGUCACAGUAUGAUUAUUCCACGAAACGAAGGGUCACCGUGACCGAUUUCGCUGCGAAUACAAUCGACUUUAAGGAUGUUAAUCAGGGAACCAAUCUCCAUCUCUUUGCGAUGGGCAUCAGCCAUACCAGUCCGACCGCGACAGACCCAGCGGACUCGAGUGCAACACCGUCACCCUCCGAUACCUCUGAGCCCAGCUCUUCGAGUAGCAUAAGCGCAGGUGCAGCCGCGGGCAUUGGGGUUGGGUCUGCAGCCGGUGUUAUGCUCAUAGCGUUACUGGGUUGGUUCUUGCUCCGGCGAAGGAGGAAGGAAGAGGCGGAUGCUCCUCCAGUCGCCGGGUAUCCUGUACAGGUCGGUGAUACGAAAGAGAUGCCCUCUACCGCGCGACCCCAGGAGUUAUAUGGGGAUACGGCGAGGGAACUUCCUGGUUAA